Molecule: messenger RNA, 2919 nt
Organism: Cuscuta epithymum
Lineage: Eukaryota; Viridiplantae; Streptophyta; Magnoliopsida; Solanales; Convolvulaceae
Source: the annotation of a GenBank genome assembly
AUAGAAAAGAUUCUUUCUUUGAAAGUUUUAGUGCAAUAGAAUAUUUUCUUGAGGUACAUACUGUUCAGAUUUCUUUUCUUCCUUCCUUUUGUAUUGAAAGAUUGGAGAAGUAGUUAGCUUUACAAAGAAUUAAGAUGAGGUGGUUAUUGGUGUUGGGAGUGGUUGUUUUUUCAGUCAUGUGUGGAUUUGUUAUGAGCAAAGAAUGUACUAACACUCCUUCAAAGCUGUCAUCACACACUGUGAGAUAUGAGUUGUUCUCAUCAAAGAAUGAAACAUGGAGAGAAGAAAUGUUUAGUCACUACCACUUGACCCCAACAGAUGAUUCUGCUUGGUCUAGCUUGCUUCCAAGGAAGGUGCUGAAGGAGGGAGAUAGUUUUGAUUGGAUGAUGAUGUAUAAGAAGAUAAAGAGUUAUGGGGGUGGAGCUGGUGGGGGGUUUCUUAAUGAGAUUUCACUUCAUGAUGUGAGGCUUCACCCCAACUCAGUGCAUGGAAGGGCUCAACAGACAAACUUGGAGUACUUGCUGAUGCUGGAUGUUGAUAGGCUGGUAUGGAGCUUCAGGAAGACAGCUGGUUUGGAUACUCCUGGGGAGACUUAUGGAGGGUGGGAGGAUUCUACUGUGGAGCUGCGGGGUCAUUUUGUAGGGCAUUACCUUAGUGCAUCAGCACAACUGUGGGCAAGUACACACAAUGCCACUCUCAAAAAUCAAAUGUCUGCUGUUGUUACUGCACUAUCUACCUGUCAAAAUAAAAUCGGAUCAGGUUACUUAUCUGCUUUUCCAUCCGAAUUGUUUGACCGUUUUGAAGCUAUAAAACCUGUAUGGGCACCGUACUACACUAUUCACAAGAUUUUGGCUGGUCUCUUGGAUCAGUACAUUUUUGCUAGUAAUUCUCAAGCUUUGAACAUGACAAAAUGGAUGGUUGAUUACUUUUAUGAUCGUGUACAAAACGUGAUCUCAAGAUAUACGAUUGAAAGACACUGGCUAUCUUUAAAUGAAGAAACGGGUGGGAUGAACGAUGUUCUUUAUAGGCUGUACAGCAUUACGGCUGAUCCAAAACACUUAAUGUUGGCUCACCUUUUUGACAAACCAUGUUUUCUGGGGUUACUAGCAAUAAAGGCUGAUAGCUUAUCGGGGUUUCAUGCAAACACGCAUAUCCCAGUUGUGAUUGGAUCUCAAAUGCGUUAUGAAAUAACCGGUGAUCCAAUUUAUAAGGAAAUCGGGACGUAUUUUAUGGAGAUAGUCAAUAGUUCACAUGCUUAUGCCACCGGGGGGACAUCAGUCAGUGAGCUGUGGUCUGAUCCGAAGAGAUUGGCAAGCACGCUCAAGACUGAGAAUGAGGAAUCGUGUACAACCUAUAACAUGCUGAAGGUGUCUAGACACCUGUUCAGAUGGACGAAAGAGAUGGCUUAUGCUGAUUAUUAUGAGAGGGCGUUAACAAAUGGGGUUCUUAGCAUUCAGAGAGGAACAGAGCCUGGAGUAAUGAUUUAUAUGUUGCCCCUACAACCCGGUGGUUCCAAGGCCAAAAGUUACCAUGGUUGGGGUACCAAAUUUGAUUCUUUCUGGUGUUGCUAUGGGACAGGAAUUGAAUCAUUUUCCAAGUUGGGGGAUUCUAUAUACUUUGAAGAGCAAGGAAAAGUUCCAGGACUCUACAUCAUCCAGUACAUACCUAGCUCCAUUGAUUGGAAAUCUGGUCACAUUAUGCUUAACCAGAUCAUAGAUCCAGUUAGUUCACAGGAUAAUCGUCUGCGUGUAACCAUAACCGUAACAAUGCAGCAGUCAUCUAGUCUACCAUCUACAUUAAAUUUGAGGAUACCAACAUGGACAUAUGCAAGCAGUGCAAAAGCAUUGCUUAAUGGACAAGCUCUAUCUCUUCCACCACCAGGCAACUUCCUAUCGAUUACCAGAAGUUGGACCUCUAAUGACAAAAUUACCCUUGAGCUACCUAUGAGUCUUAGAACUGAGGCCAUUAAAGAUGAUCGGCCAGAAUAUGCUUCUAUUCAGGCAGUCCUUUAUGGUCCAUACCUACUAGCUGGUCUUUCCAGUGGUGAUUGGGACAUUAAAGCUACAUCACCAUCAGUUUCUCCUUCAACAUGGAUAUACCCCAUCCCAACUGACAAUUCUGUUCUGGUCUCUCUAACCCAAGAAUCCGGGAACGACUCUUUCAUCGUAACAAACUCAAACCAGACCAUUAAUAUGAAACCAUACCCCAAAUCCGGAACAGAUUCUGCAGCAAGAGCUACAUUUAGGCUCUUUUCAAAAGUCACGUCUAACAAGAAGCUUUCAUUACCAAUAGAUCUCAUAGGGAGAGUCGUCAGGCUAGAGGCAUUCGACUGUCCAGGAAUGGUAGUGAAACAAGGGGAAGAGAAAAGCUUGGUAGUUGAGAAUUAUUCCUCAUCGGACGAAAGCGCCACCACUUCUGACUUUCUUUUAACUGAGGGAUUAGAUGGGAAAAACGGGACGGUGUCAUUGGAGUCCGUAUCCCAGAAAGGUUGUUAUUUUUAUAGUGGUGCCGAUUAUGGGCUCGGUUUAGGUGUCAAGCUGAGGUGCAUGGAUGAGUCCUCACCAGAUGCUGGGUUUAAACAUGCUUCAAGCUUUAAACUGGAAACUGGGAUGAGUGAGUAUCAUCCCAUCAGCUUUGUGGCCAAAGGAACAAAUAGAAAUUUUCUUUUGGUUCCAUUACAUAGUUUGAGGGAUGAAUCUUAUACCGUUUACUUUAACAUCACCUUUUGAGGGAUGGAAGAAUGUUGCUCUUUGUCUGUGUAUGAGAGCACGUACUCUAUAAUUUAAUGUUCUAUUAUAUAUUGCACAAAAAUGUGAUUUAAAAACUUUUAGUAACUAUUAACUAAUGAUGUAUAAAUUUUACAUCAAAGUGACUAUAAAAAGUGUACUCAUAGGUAAUUUUAGAACUUUUUGUUCACAA